CCGGGACAUGCCGUAUUCCCCGUUCCAUCGCGACUCAACAUGGUUCUGUAUCGGCUGAAGCGGUACAGCUGGCUGAUCUAGUUCCUGUGUUCUCCACGGACCAGGGGUGGUCAGUGAGCCUCAUCAUGAUGCCUGGGGAGACUCACUCAAAGACGGCUGGCAUUGCUUCAGAGGCAGCAGGGUCCUGCCAGAACUGUACAUCUAUGCAGCAGAGUUUGAAUGAAUAUGUUGCGGCUCUGAUUGCACUGAAGCAAAAAAUAAUAGAUUCUGACCAGCUGCUUGUGGAGUACCAGCAGAAAUGUGAUGAUCUUCAAUAUGCUGAAAGGGAGAAUGAAACCCUACGAUGUCAGCUGGAACAAAUGUUGCAGAAAGUAUCUCCUCAGGCACAACAUGAAGAGGAGCUAGAAUCUCUGAAAGCUGAACUGGAAGAGAAGACGUCAACUCUCAAGAUCCACCAGCAAACUCAAAUGGAGUACAUCAGGGUGAAGGAAGAGUGUGAAAAGAGUGUUAUCGUGAAGAAGAAAUUGGAAGCAAAGUUGAAGAAAAUGGAAGAGGCCGCUGCCAAACAUGAUGAAGAUUAUAAACGGCUGAAAAUGGAAAAGAAAGUGAUUGGAAAGGAACUAAAGAAAACACAGAAAAAGCUUGAUGGGGUCCAGAAUAACAAGAGCAAGAAGGUGGUUAUGAGAAAUGCACAGACUCAAGCUGCAAGAGAGGACCCUGUUGUGAAGCUUGAUAGACAGAAAAUCAAGUUUUUACUGGAAGAAAUCUGGGGAUGUCUAGAUUCUUCAACAGAGAAUGGUCAUUGUAAUCUACUAAUGUGUGACAAAACACGAGGAAGAAAACCCAAGAAUUCGAGAUGCAAACUAUCUCGCAGCCACAGUCUUGAAAUCGGUCAAACAUGUAACCCUCUUGCUGAGACAGAUAUAAUCCAAUUAAACCUGAGUACACCAGUUUUUUCACCUCACACUGAAUCUGCUGUGGUGGAAGUCAGUGAAGUCGAUGCUUUCAGUGAGAAUUUAACACUUAAUGUUUUGGACUCCAAAGAGCUGAGUGACUGUAGCUCAGUAAAUUCUGAUUUUGAAAGUGAUAUGAAUGAAAUAUUAGAAGUACAGGAUUGGGCUAAACCUCUCCCAAAACUUUUGUCACCUAUACAGUGUUCACCGUUAACAAUGGAGAAUUUGUUUGGGGAAUUCACAGACUCGAGUGAUACUGAGUGCAUUGGUGAACUGUAUCUGUUCAACGGUGUUUCACAACUAAAGGAAAAAAAUGUACUCCGGUCUGAGAAAAACAGUGAUUUGCAUGAAGAAGGUGAACAUAUGUUGCUGGCUGCAGGUAAUGUUGCAGUCAAACCAACAGGGUGUCCUAGUGAUGGUCCAGACCUAACCAUGGAUAUGGAGAUGAGCAUAAACGACAACCUUGAGACAACUUCACACAUAUUGCAAGAGGCGCAGGUGGUGACUCAGGAUCCCAUCCAUAUGGAAUAUGAGAACAGAUCUGAUCGGCUUUUUAACAGCACAGCAUGCUCUAAAGAAAUGCCAACUGACACCUUGAAGAGUCCUAAUCCAAAAUGUCAAAAUCCAGAAUUUUCUGAAAGACCCAUAGCUGAAAUUAAAGAUGCAAGUUUGUCUCUGGAUGCGGAAAAUGACAUUCAAGAUACAGCUUGCCGCACUGAAAAAGAGAACGUGCAAUUAGCAAAUGUAGUUAACAAUUCUACAGCUAGUAAACUGACUACUAGUUGUAUUCCAACAAUAAAUACAAUAGAGUCAAAUGACACUGUAGGUAAAAUUCAGUUUGAUAACCAGAUUGGUAGUGAUCAUGAAUCAUUUACAUUCCCUAUUGCCAGCAAAAGUCCCAGUUUGGAAAAUCUAGUUGUUCAUCACAAUUUAAACCCAGAUAAGGGAAUGCCAAUUUCUGUGGAUGGUCCUAUAAUUACUAUUCAAGACUCUGAUGAAAAAACUGUCUUGCAUAUGCAAUCUGAAAAUGAAAAGUCAAGCUCUUUAACGGAAUUGCAUAUCAAACAAAAUGCGUCCGAUAAUGGCAGUUUGCCGUCUAAGGAACUGAUUGAGCAAAGUUGUUUUAGUACUGUAGUUGUCGAUUUGUCUAAAUGCAGUUUAGAGCAUGUAGACAAAACAUUAGACACCAUGUCUUCUUUGAAUUUGAUAAAUCAAUGCACUGAACAGACAGCACAGCAUUGUAUUAUACCGGUAAGAACGCCAAAAAAUGACCCAAAAUCUAUUCUGAAGCCACUAGAACAAAGCCAACCAAGUGAGCCAUUAAGGCAGAUAUCACCUUUACUUAGUAGCAGUAAUCACCUGUCACUUUCAGAUUGUAGAGCACUUGGUGUAGAUCAUGAAAACACCAAGGAGAAUUCAGUAUAUGAUAAAUCUGAAGACAUACUCAAAAAACAAGAGACACAUCAUGAGGUAGAUGCAAUUACAAUGGACGGAGAAGCUGUUAAGGCUGUAUCUUUAAGCGAACAUGAUUCCAUUACUGUUAACGCCAUGGAGUCACUGUGUACAGUUAUAGACAACAAAAAAGAUGGUCUGGAAAAAUAUUUAUCUGAAAAAGAAAAAUUAUUAAAGCAUGAACCUAGGCAACAAAAUUGCUGUGACCCUAGGAUGGACAAAAUCGCCAGAACAUCUAUAGUUCAUAGUGAAGAUAAUCCACGUGAAGGGAGUUCACCAGAUACUGGUGAUCACUUUUCCACUGCAUUAGGCUUAAAUGUACCUCUGGGCUCAACAGUAGAUCUGAAUACUGAAACAGAGCUGCAGUCAUCAAAGGUAGACACUUGUAAUGCUUAUUCCCCAAAGCUGGUGAUUUGUGAUGAUCACUUAUCUCCACCUUCUACUGUACACCUGAAUGACAAGUGCACUACAUGUAUCGAUACAAGUACUGACAACUCUAGCCAUGAUCUGGAAAAGCCCAACCAUCAAGAUUCUAAUAGACUUUCUGUGGUCAUUUCCAGUCCUUUAAAUGUGGCAGUAGAUUCUGAGCCCAAUGCUGAAGAAAAAAUAAUUAAAACCCAGUGUCAAGAAGUAACUCAGAGUAUUGAAUCCAGCACGGACUUGAAUUUAAGCAUUUCCAAAAAGACUAACACAAUCCUUAGUCCACUUUUAAAGGCUGGUCUUAUUCCAGCCGAAUCCUCUAAAGUAGUGCCUGUUAUUCCACUGCAGCACCUUCAACUAUCUUCAGAAUCAAAUUACUCCUUUAAAAACAUAGAGAAGGAUAAUACUGAUACAUGUGAUGUGUCUCUAGAUAGCAGUGAAAGUGAAUAUGAGUUUCCAGUUCGUAAGGUGAACGUUACACGUGCAGCCUUAAACAAUCCAGUUGUUAAAAAUGAAUCCUUCAAAACUACAUCUGAUGUAACAAAGGUUGCUGAUAAUACUUUAAUACUAUUAAAUAAGACUGAACUAGAAGAGCAACCCAAACAUUCUACAUUAACCCAUGAUGAAAGAGGACAUGUUGCUACAGUAAUCAUAUCUUUAAAUGGUAAUGAUUCUAAAGUGGAGAAUGGUAUAUUGAUAAAAUCUGAAUAUUCAGUAUUACCCACUGUAGAUACAGAGCCAAAGAAUGGUGAUAUUAGUGAAGGACAUGUAGUAGAAUGCUCCUCAGAUGAAAAAUCUAAAGACAUCUCUUUGCAGGAGCCAGAAAGACAGAGUGCGGUUUCUGAGCAUGCUCGCACUGAUGAUGAUGCUGAAAAAAACAAGAAUAAUGCUGAAACCCGAGGUCAAAGAAUUCUUCCUGGUAAAAACCUAAUCUGGAAUUUUAGUAGACUUGAUGAUUUUGUUGAUCCCAGAGCGAGAGGUUUAACCCGAAAACAGAAGACAAAUUCUGAUAAUGUGUUUGCUAAAUUGGAAAAUUCUGUCACUUUACAAAAACAGUUCACUUCCAACAAUCUCAAAUCUCCUAGCUUUCAAACUGUACGAAAAGAAAAUCCUCCACCUAGGCUUUCUCAAGGGGGAAUAGUUUCUCUAACUGCACAAGUAGGGCAAACUGUUCUGGCAAAUGCUGACACCUCCACCAGCACCGGUCAUUCACCAGAAACUAUAAAUAAAGUAAGGUCUGAAAUGGGUCCACCAUUGCCUCCCCUACUUGGUCCAUUGUUGUCAACUCCUCCACAAACUGUGCGCACUUUCUCGCCCAUUAUGUCUUCCUCAAGUCGUUCAUCGUUGCCAUCUCCCCUUGAUGAAUUAAUUUCUCCUUUACCGGGGACGCCAUUUCCACCAUUGAUGUCGCCAUUAUGCGGUGGACGUAAACGGAAAUCUCCUGUAUUUAAUACUCCAUCUCCUGCUGAGAAAGCAAACCGAAGAAUAUUGUCUUCUCCUUUGCAGUUUUGUGCUGCCACUCCAAAACAUGCUGUUCCUGUUCCAGGAAGAUUGCCUCUUUCUGCUAAUGGAAGUUCUACAUGUAAUGUUCAAGAAAAUUCUGUGAAAAUUCUAGAUACCAUGUACCCAGAAUUGUCUGCACGGGCCAGGACUUUGAACAUAUUAAAGGGUAAUGUUCAGUUGAACAGGGGUAUGUCUGGAGAUGGCCAAAAUCUGCCUGUUAGCCAGAUAACUGGUUUUAAGUCAAUUACAUCCACCUCAACAGUAUUCAUAAAAACUGGGACCAGCAAUAAAGGGCAACCGAUCACUUGUGAAACUCAACUGUCAUCUGAGAGCUGCAAUUCUGUAAAUAAGAGAGCAAUAGAUACUUUCCAAAUGCCUAAAAGUGCCAAAAGACUAAGGCUUGACAGUGAGCCUCCUGUUGUGGAAAGUGUGAAAGACUGUUUGACAACACCUGCAAAGAGCCUAGAUACACAGAAUGUAGAGGAAUCCUGUCAAAACUUUAGAUACUGUGAGUCACUUCCAGAUAUUGUGAAAGACAGUAGUAUUGAUGAAGAUAUUAUAACAAAUGCUCUUAAAAAAGUAGAAGAAUUGUCUUUUGACCUUUUCCCUGUAAUUAAGAGCCAUGUUCACGCAGGGACAAUUCCCAAUGUUCCAGUAAUGAGAAAUGAGGAGAAAGAAGUGAUUUAUGAAUUCAGCAGCUCAAAAAAAGGUUUAGCUGAUCGUUUUUUACAUGUUCUUUUAAAAAAACUUAAUACUGGAAAGAUGUCAUUGGACAGUGUGUAUCUUCAGGCUUUGUGCAGAGUAUAUGUGGGUUUGUGUCGUCAGCUUGGAGACAUUGAAAGAGCAAGGAUUCUUUGCUACAGUAUACUUAAAGAAGAUUUUCCAGAUCCUGACCGACUACUCCUCUUUAUUGUCAGUUCAUGGAACGAUAUACUGUCCGUGCAUGGGGUUGUCAGUAAAGCAAUACAGGCAGUGCUUAAAAUCCUGGCAAAAGAUGAUGUUGGUUCUUGUCUGAGUGCUUAUCUGAAUUGGGAAAAGAGUGCACCAAUGAACGUAAGCGUCCUUCUGAAUAGUGUCCUUAUGGCAAUACAGCUGUAUCCUGAUGUCAAAUUUCAUCAAAGUGAGAAGUAUGGAGAGGAUCUGUCUGACAAUGUAUGGGAAUAUGUGUUCGCAGUUGAUCUGUUGUGCAGCCACCGGAAAUGGGUUUGGACCCAUGAAAACGUAAUCAGUAAAGAACUUUGGCCAAUUUUGGAUAAGUGGGUGAAGCGCAAAAAGGGCAACCUGACUGUUCAGUUUAUCCCAGACAUCAUUAUUGCCACCGUGCUUCGUCUUAUUGGACAUCUUUGUCAGAUGGGUUUGAAAGAAGGAUUUAUAACAGCUGUGAAGAACAUUACUUCUGUUAUUGUUACAUUCGUCAGCCAUGCAAAUGAAGAAGGUGUACCGUGGGGUGUGCAGUUGGCAUCGGUAUAUAUGCUGUGUGACACUGCUCCUUGUAAUCCAGCUCUUGUGCAGCAGACUCUCCAAGCAUGGAAAGGGACUACAAAGAACAUCAUACCACCAGCUGUAAUAAACUUUAUGCAAGAGAUUGCUUCGUUGUGUGUUCAAGAUAAUGGGGUCAUUUAAAUGUCGCUAAAGGGUUAAGGGGGUCCUGUUGUCGAGAUUCCUCAGCACUGGAGGAAAGAAGUGCCUAUUUCUGUUCUGUUUCUACUUAGUUUGCACUUUGAUAUUUAAGGAUGUAAAGCCAUUUUUGUUUCACUUGUAUAUGUUUGUUUGCCUGCACAGAGCUCCCAGGAAGGUUGUAAAUGUGUAAAUUAUUACUGGCUUGUAAAGUUUUUGUAGGAUACAUGUAUGUAGCCAAAGUUUUAUCUAUGGGAUGUUAAGAUGAAUGCUUUAUAAUUAUUCCCUCCCUCUUUGAACUGCACAGUACUGAAGAUGGCACUGCUCCUUUAACACCUGGAGUGCACAUGCCAGCAAUGUGAACCGGUACUGGGUUCUUACAUGUACUUGUAUCUUCAAACAGCUUAAACUUUGGGUCACUAUUGCAUUACAUUAUAUAUGUCCACUGUGAACACACAAUCUUUGACAGACAUAGGUUUUGUCCUAUAGGACAGCACUACCCAUUUCUGGUGUAUUGAGUGAGCAUGUGAUCCCUCCAUGAUAAUUGAUGUGGUUAAACUGACAGUCUGCCAUUUAUUACUAGAACAUGUGCACAUUCUCUACUAGAUGUAAGCAUUCUUGUAAAGGUCCAUCAUAUGUGUGUGCGAUUUUGCACGUUAUAGUAACAUGCUCUAAUUUAAUAGUGUUAUGCCAAGAUCUAAUGGUAGCCCCUAUCCACUGGAUAGGCGAUAGGAGUCUGGAUCCCCUCCCAUAUAAAUGGUGCAGCAUGCACGCCUCCACUCCAUUCAUCUCUGUGGAACUGCUGGAUAUGGCCCAUAGAGCCUGAAUGGAGUGGCGGUGCACAUGUCUGACUGCUGCUCCAUUCAAAGGGGGGGGGAGACACAUGGUCCCCGUUCUUGUAAUCGAUGGUGGUACUAGCAGUUGGAUAAGGGAUAAGCUUGGCACAAUCCCUUUAAUGUAUUAUUAUUUACCGAUCAAGCACGGACAAUUUAAUUUUGUUGUUCCACAUAUUAAGCAGUCCUAAUUUGAAGGCUAACAUGUUGCACC
Messenger RNA from Bufo gargarizans (Asiatic toad), 6992 nucleotides. It is a transcript of the gene ICE1, whose product is annotated as interactor of little elongation complex ELL subunit 1. NCBI's taxonomy places the organism in Eukaryota, Metazoa, Chordata, Amphibia, Anura, Bufonidae. The coding region runs from base 126 to 5951 and encodes 1941 amino acids. The transcript is spliced from 20 exons. The record is from RefSeq and is a predicted model, not a curated record.